Molecule: messenger RNA, 3404 nt
Organism: Carassius auratus (goldfish)
Lineage: Eukaryota; Metazoa; Chordata; Actinopteri; Cypriniformes; Cyprinidae
Exons: 18
Coding region: 157-3267 (1036 amino acids)
Biological process (GO): protein phosphorylation; mitotic cell cycle; intracellular signal transduction
Cellular component (GO): nucleus; cytoplasm
Molecular function (GO): histone H3T3 kinase activity; ATP binding
Source: RefSeq, a predicted model, not a curated record
GAAUCUCCAAUCAGCGAGCGACUCUUCUCAGUUUGAACGCGAAGCGGUUUGUUGUAAUGGUGAUCAGUUCUGUUCAUAUUUGACAUUCAUACAGUUAUUAAUGAUCCCGAGAAGAGCUCUGCAUGUCAAUAACACGCUGUAGAGUAAAGCUCCAAGAUGAAUGCAAGAGGAAGAAAUGGGCCGUUGUUUAUCAAGACGUACAGUAAAAGAAUGCGAAAGGUGGAGCCGUGGUUCUCUCCUGACCUGAAGAAAGCAGCUUUCUCGUUUUCAAGCACACUUUCAUCCGAUCAGUCCAUAACAGAGACCACACAACCCAAGAAACGGAGAAUAAGAGAAAGAGCCUCCCGUCCUGCCAAGAGCAAAGGCAUGACUGCUAUAAAAGAGAACGAGGAAAACUACGCACCAUCCUCAUUGUUCAGAAAGAAGACAAAUGCAAAACCAUCAGUAAGGACUACAGCUGUGAGGAAGACUCGAACGGCUAAAACAAAUAAACAAAUCAUUCUCAGCAGCAGUGAAAAUGAGGAUGACUCCUGUAUGAUAAAGAAUAGAAUUCGUCCGAAAACGUCUGCUGGUGAAUGUGCUGGUGCUGAGAAAGUGUUCGGCGCUCAAUGUUUGCCUAAGUUCGUCACACAUCGCAGAAGACCACCGGCACCCAUCCAAACCAAGCCGAUCUCUGUUGAUGAUUCCUUAGAAGACUUCCUUCCUCAAUUCCCCCAAAACAAACGGAAGCCGCUUCACAUUGGCUCCAAUAAUCACGCUGCUCUCAAGAACCGCGUGGCUCUGGCUGAGGUCUCGUUCAAUGACAGCGAUGACCAGCAGCUCCCAAGUAAACGUCCUCUGCUGUCGAGCACACCUUCUCUGGUCUGCAGACGGCUCCAAACCUUACCAGAGCCCUCCAUCAGUGAGAUCUCCUCCCUCAGCUUUGAUGAACUUCACCAGCCUGCAGAAAACAACUACAGCCUUCAUAAUCUGAAGAAUAUGAAAGCGUGUGACAACAGAAGUCAUCAGCUCACAAACCCAGGCAUAUCCUCCGGAGAGAGAGUGAUGGAGCAGAGGGAUGCAGUUGUGGAAGAGAGAGCUGGGGAUGGAGAGAGGGAUAAAAAAGGAAAUCCUGGAUGCGUUUCAAGACAGUCACAUCUAGAAUCUUUAGCAGAUGAGUUAAAGAAGAGGUGUCGCACUGUGGAUGUAGCCGUAAAUCUAAAAAAAAUAGACGUCUCGGAUCAUCUGUUGGUGCAAAGCUGCGUCAGGGAACGAGAAAAGAAAAUCUCCUCUGAUUGUUUGCAGUCGUCUGUGGCAGCAAACAGCCAAACCUAUAUAACUGUAUCAUCCAGCUGCUCCUCUCUAUCCAAACCAUCACUCUACCUCUCCUCAAAGUCUCCGUCCACUUCCCCUUUUGCUGGAGCUGUUUGUUCAAAGCAGUCUCUUAUUGGGCGUCUUAAGGCUGAAUGUCUGUUAUCUUCCCUCGCUGUCAGCGUUCCCCGUCUGGACUUGGAUGCGUAUCCUUCUGUCCACCAGAGGGCAGCAGAAGCGCCCUGCCACAGGGACAGUGCAUCCUCUCCACCUCUCAAAGAGACGGGGAACGUCAUCCCAACCAGCUCCCAGACUCCCAGAAACCCUGAAGGAGAUGUUCAACACUCGUCUGCAUCAUCCCGACCCCCUCCGGUCUCUCCGUCUGCCUCUGCAGCUUAUAGCAAAACACGUCCUCCUGCUGUGCCUAAAGAACGCACUGGGUCUGGUACUGGCACCGGCCGCAAAGUUUGUGUGAGUGGACUUAAUGUCAGCCGCUGGUCAAAGAGGGGCGCUGGAGAAUUCAAUGAAAAGCGGAGGAAAAAGGACGGACGGAUAAAGACGGUGUCAGGAGACUGGGGCAGCAUGUCUUCUGUAGGGGACUCAGCAUGUGGCUGGCUGCAGGGCACCAGUGGGAUCGGUCUGGCUGUAACGCCUCUCAGGAUGGAGCAAAUGAAUCUGUCUUCCAUUCUGACCAACUUUACUCCCGACACACUCACGACACACUCCUGGGGCCGACUAAAGGCAGCACUGUCCCUGCAUAAGAAGAAGACUGCAUUUGCCACCCCUCGCCGCUUGGUUCAGGCUCAUCUGAAGUCCCCAGGUGCUGUAUUUCCACCUGACCACAGUCUAGACCUGUUUGCUUCCCCUUUCUGUACACCGUCCAGAUUCCCAGCUUCACGCUUGCUCCGCUCCACCAUCAACACCCCCAUGGCUUCGUAUGAUGAAGAUAUCAGUGAUGCAGAAAAAGUGUAUCAGGAAUGCCAUCAGAGCGGCCCACUUUCCUUCAGUGACUGCAUCCCUCCGGCUCGCAUGAAGCUCUGCAGCAAGAUCGGAGAAGGGACGUUUGGAGAGGUCUUCUCCACCAUCAACGAUUCCAACAAGACCGUUGCUCUCAAAAUCAUCCCAGUAGAAGGCAGUCAGCAGGUCAAUGGUGAACAACAGAAAACCUUCGGCGAAAUCCUCCAUGAAAUCAUCAUUUCCAAAGAGCUGAGCUGUCUUAACAUGAAGGAGAUCAACAAGACAGACGGUUUCAUUGGACUCAACAAUCUUCAUUGUGUUCGUGGAUGUUAUCCGGACGCUCUGCUCAAAGCCUGGGACAAGUUUGACCGUCAGAAGGGAUCUGAGAACGACAGACCUGAUUUCUUUGAUGACGAGCAGCUGUUUUUAAUCCUGGAGUUUGAGUUUGGAGGGAGUGAUCUAGAGAACAUGAACGGAAAGCUGUCUUCCCUGGUCCAGGCCAAGAGCGUUCUUCAUCAAGUCACUGCCGCUUUGGCUGUAGCCGAGCAAGCGCUGAGCUUUGAACACAGAGAUCUUCACUGGGGAAACAUCCUGGUGAAGGACGUCAAGCACAAGCACAAUGAGUUCAUCCUAAAUGGAACGGUCCAUUCCAUCGAGACACGGGGGGUUCACGUCAACAUCAUCGACUACUCGCUCUCACGCCUGGAGAUCGAUGGACUGACGGUGUCAUGUGAUAUCUCUAAUGAUGAGGAGCUGUUUAUGGGUCAGGGAGAUUAUCAGUUUGAAAUCUACCGUCUAAUGAAGAAAGAAAACAAUAACUGCUGGUCCACGUAUAAUCCUCAUUCCAACGUGUUGUGGCUACACUAUCUAGCUGAGAAGCUGUUAAACAUGAAAUACAAGAACAAAGGCCAGACCAGCCAGCAGAAGACGCUGAAGAACGCCCUCACAUCUUUCCAGUCGGAGAUUCUUAGUUUUCCUUCGGCUACAGAAGCUCUUAUGAACUGCAGGCUCUUUCAGUGAAUUUUUUUUUAUUUUUAUUAACAUAAACGAUAGACCUGUAUAUUUAGAAUUACCAGUCCAGGGCAAGGAGCGAUAUUCUAAAGUUCUGUAAAAAAAAAAUAUAUAAAAUAAAAUCAUGCCAUUUAUAAAAAAAAAGA